Messenger RNA from Tremella mesenterica DSM 1558, 654 nucleotides. RefSeq lists its product as uncharacterized. The record is from RefSeq and is a predicted model, not a curated record. Lineage: Eukaryota; Fungi; Basidiomycota; Tremellomycetes; Tremellales; Tremellaceae. The transcript is spliced from 2 exons. The coding region runs from base 1 to 654 and encodes 217 amino acids.
AUGUGUGACAAGGAGAAAUGUAGUUUGGUAACGGCCGUUCAUCGACAGGGUUUGAAAGCCGUCAAUGGUAGAAAAGGUAGGCUGGGUGUGCAGUCUUCAUCACCAGCCGGGUCUUUCACCGUUCCUCAUCAUGGAUUGGACAUGCUCGCUUCCACAGCCUUGGCCUUGGGUGUGGGUGUGGGUGUGGGUGUGGGUGUGGGUGUGGGUGUGGGUGUGGGUUUGGAUAUGGACACGGGUGUGGGUGUGGGUUUGGAUAUGGACACGGGUGUGGGUAUGGAUAUGAAACAUCACCAUGGUCGACGUUUGUCCGUCGGUAAAAGACGAUGGGAUGGAGAGUCAGAACAAGACAGUUCCGUUGGACAAGAUCAGAACCCAGUUCAUCCCGUCACCGUCAGACCCACCUCUCAUGAUCAUGUUCCAUCCGAUCCGACAUUCAUCCCCAUCCCUCGUCCAAUCACUGACGAAUCUUUAUCCAAAGCUUUAUCCCUCACGGCACUCCAACUCCUCUCUCUCGACUUGAACCCUUUGAUCUCCGACACCGAGACCAAGACCGACCACGUCCCAUCCGUUCUUGUCAAACGAUCCGACCAUGUCUUGGAACCCAAGAUGACUGCCGUCAAGCCAACCACGCGCUCGGACGUUGAUUCGGGAUGA